CGGGCAUUCAGUUUACGCAUUCAAGACCCGCUACAGAGUAGCGGGAAUAAUUGGCUGGCUAUUGUAGCGGAGUUGGCCGAUUGAAUUGUUUUAUUGUCUCACCGCACACAUUCUGCAUCGAAAGCCAGCAAUGCUUGAUGACAGGAUGGACAUUGACGCGCCCCCGGACCUCUCCGACAACCAACUGGAGGCGCUUCAGUCGCGCAUGAAUGGCUUGGCUACCCUCUUGGACUGGCCUGUUGGCCUAUCUACUGCGGAGGCAGAUGAGCGCCGUUGGCCGAGAAUCAUGCACAGCGUUCUUGGGAAUCUUUUGACCCUGUUGGAUCAUACAGACAUGGAAGAGCGCAUUCAGGGCCUCGGCAACGCCGAGUCGAUCGUGAACAAGCUCAGCGCUGGUGACCGCAGCCGAUGGAGGGAUUGGAUUAGGACAGGAAUCAAAAGCGGCGAUUGGACCUCCCUAAUUGCGAAUUGGAGGGCACGCUCCGCAAGAGAAGCUGAAAGGGAUACUCGGGACCGUCAUCAAGUCGUCAGUGCGGAGGAGCUUGCUGAGGCAUACCGUUCACCAUUUGUGGGAGCUGCUCCUGACAAUUUCGUUCAGCACCUCACCCAGACCGACAAAAGAGUGAAAGGUACCCUUUAUUGCAACGCCAUUUCGGUAGUUCAAAGCUCCGGGACUGGGAAGUCGCGGAUGCUCACCGAGGUUGGCGCGAAAGUCUUCACCCUCCCCGUGUGUCUUCGUAACCCAAACGAUCCCGGAUAUCCCUUAUCAGACGAGGCCGCGUUUCUCUACUUCCACAACCUUAGGUCCAAGUGUGGUGGGAAUGAUCUGAGCCUCAGCACGCUUUCAGGCAUCGCCUGUUUCCUUGCUGCUGCGUAUGAAACUAUGCUAUCCAGGCUCCGGGACAUACAGCAGGAAGUGGGUAAAGAUGUUGAAAAGAUUCGUGAAAAGUGGUACCGGAUGAUGGAGAAGGACAGUUCACGUGGUGAUCGUGUGGUUUUUUUUCAAGAUGUGGUGGAACGGGCAGAGAAGAUAGAGAAGAUAGUACAAGGAGGAAGUCCACAGCGCAAUAGCGCUAACAGGGCAGGGAAGCCACGAACAGGAAACAGUCCAAAGCCCGAUGGCGAUAACAAGGCAGAGAAGAUAUCUCCAGGAAAUAGUCCGAAGCCCGAUGGCGAUAACAAGGGCCCAGGCAAGGCAACUGAUGUGGCCAAGGACCAAUAUGACCAGCACGUAAAAAAGGCGUUCAAGGACCUCAUGACGUUCAUUGAAACCCUUACCGAUGACAUAUGCGUGACAUACUUUGACGAGGCUCAUGAACUGGAUAUAUGUUUCUGGAUUAUGUUGCGGUUAUUGAAUGCUCAUGAUCGAUCCCAAAAAAUGUGGUAUGUGUUUUUGGGAACGAAAUCAUCCAUGUCGUAUUACAGUCCUUCCCCAAAAAAUAUGAUUUCUGCAAGACUCAGGAACCAAUCAUUUCGCCUGGAGCUUCCCUACUUUGUACUGGACUUUGAUCAGCGGGCCAUCGAGAACACUAAGGCUCCAGGACCCGUCAAAAUGAGUGAUUUUGGUACGAUCAAGCAUCUUGCCCAAUAUGGGCGCCCCUUGUGGCAUGCACAGAGCCAUGAGAAUAUUACCGCUGCCACAGAGCUCGCGGCCUCAAAGCUCACCGAAUUCCAGGAUUUUGAGGCAACUGAUCCCCAUCAUGUAUUCGCCGUGCUUUCUCAGCGGCUUUGUCUCGAUCCUGUCCUAUCGAAUGCCAGGGCGGUUGAACUAGCCGAUAACAGCGUUGCCCACCACAUGAGACUUCUUACAGGCUUCUUGUUUGGUGGUGCGAUAUCUCGCACCGAUUCGCCGUCGGAACCGCUUCUAGCGUUGGGUGCUGCUUCCUUAAUGUACGAGCCUGACAAAGAACCCAACAGAUUGGCCGCUAUCCUUGGGACAUUAAAUUUAAAGUUGUUCUCCGCAGGUUUAAUAGAAAAGGGACUUAUGGGCGAACUUGCCGCCCGGUUUCUACUCCUUGUUGCACGCGACUACGCAGCCCCAAUUGGUAAAACGGGUCCCGAUCUCCUAAAACCCGUUCGGUUGUUAGAAGUCCUCGAAAAACUCCUCGGUAAGCUCCCGUGGGAUCGUAGCGGUGUGAAAGCUGCUUUCGAUGAUACAUAUGUCAAUUUCACACAUUGGAUCCUUACAAGAGAUGCCUUACCGGAAAAGCCUACUCGGUACAUAGUUCCUUGCGUGCCGGUCCAUGUGUUUGCUUACCCCCCUAGGAAAUUACUUUCCAACUUAUGGGCCCGGGGAGCCAUAUUGCAGUGUUGCUUCAAUCAAGUCUCGAUCGAUUUCCUAUGCCCCAUUUACUUUGGUUCUGUCGAGCCAGACACGAUUUUUGACCCUGACCAGCUUUCGGGACUUGUGGUUCAGGUCAAGUUCAAAGAUGAAGGAGAUGUCAAUGCCCAAAGAAAGAUGCGACCAGCCGGGAUUGUUCGUGAUCCAAAUGACCCUCUCCCUUAUCUUGCCCUCCUGAUGGAGCUCGGUACCACUGUUCACCACAAAGCCUCAUCGGACGUGAUCAAUGGCAGGAUCAAGAUCACUCCUCCCAACUCUGUCACACAUGCCGAUUACGAAAGGCUGACGAAAGAGCAUGAGGAAGCCUUCCAGAAACUUUCCCAACACCAAAUGCAGUAUCCACGAGACAAAACAGUGCUGAAAAAACUGAAGGCAGAAGUUGAAGGCAGGCAACUAGAGAAGGAGCAUUACAACCGCUACCUGAUCACCGUUCGAGGUGCAGACCUCGAGACCUACCCCAUACUUGGUGAGGCAAGAAUUGCGUCGGAUUUUGGAAACUUGCUCGAGGCUGUCAAGCCUCAAUUACUGCCUCUAAAUAUUGCGGCCGGACAUAUGCGACCUCUGGAGCACUUAAGGGAUGGGUGUCCAGCUACUGACUGGUUGUUCAAUUAUGCACAGUGAAUUAAAUCCGUCAUGUGUGUAUGUAUCGUGUAUCUACAAUCCCCAGUCUCGUCAUCGCUGUAACUUGCACAGUAUUUGUAGAUGACCCAAAGGUUGUUUUCUGCUUUCAUGCUGGACAGAAUUGAUGAUGCGAUGGCAUUUCAAGGUACCCAAGAGGUCGGGGAUGAGAUAAAUAAACACUGC
Molecule: messenger RNA, 3145 nt
Organism: Cantharellus anzutake
Lineage: Eukaryota; Fungi; Basidiomycota; Agaricomycetes; Cantharellales; Hydnaceae
Exons: 10
Coding region: 131-2962 (943 amino acids)
Source: RefSeq, a predicted model, not a curated record